This is a messenger RNA of Anastrepha ludens (Mexican fruit fly), 1081 nucleotides long. RefSeq names its product ceramide glucosyltransferase-B-like. The transcript is spliced from 2 exons. Gene Ontology annotation, molecular function: ceramide glucosyltransferase activity. The record is from RefSeq and is a predicted model, not a curated record. Gene Ontology annotation, cellular component: membrane. Gene Ontology annotation, biological process: glucosylceramide biosynthetic process. Bases 16 to 747 code for a protein of 243 amino acids. NCBI's taxonomy places the organism in Eukaryota, Metazoa, Arthropoda, Insecta, Diptera, Tephritidae.
GUCAACAAUUUGACAAUGUCGGAUUAUUGCUUGUACUUACGUGCUAAACAUUUUUUUAUUUUAUUGUUAACUUUUUAUUUUCAGAUAUUUUUUGGUACAGUACAGUCUCGUAUAUAUUUAUCGGCUGAUUUAUUGGGUAUCAAUUGUCAUACUGGCAUGUCUUGCUUGUUACGGAAAUCUGUACUCGAUGAACUAGGUGGUUUGAAAACAUUUGGUUGUUAUCUAGCCGAAGAUUUCUUUAUCGCCAAAGCCAUUCGAGACAAGGGAUGGAAAAUGCGCAUAAGUAAUCAACCGGCAUUGCAAAAUAGUGGAAUUUGUGAUGUAAACAGAUUCCAAGAGCGCCUCAAACGUUGGGCGAAAUUACGCGUAGCCAUGGUACCGACAACAAUACUGUUAGAGCCUCUCUCCGAGUGCAUGGUAUUAGGCGCCUUAGCCUCAUGGUCUGCAUCGUUACUAUUUAAUUGGGAUCCAUUAGUAUUUUACUUAGUGCAUAUACUCGCGUGGUUUCUUUCAGAUUGGAUAUUACUUUCUAUUGUGCAGAAUGGUUCAUUGACAUUUCAUAAGUUUGAGUUCGUCAUUGGUUGGCUUUUUAGAGAAAUAAGCGGCCCUUACCUAUUCCUUCAUGCGCUUUGGAAUCCAGCUAUUAGAUGGCGCAGACGAAUUUAUAAGCUUCAGUGGGGUGGAAUCGCCUAUGAGUUACCAACAAGCAAUACGAAUAUGAGUACAAAACGUUUACUAGUAUCAUAGCAUAAGUUGAUGAUGCCUAAUUAUCAGCAUCUUAAUUUUAAUACGCAAAACAAUAGUAAUAGUACGAAUAUUUUUUUGUGUAAAAUUAGGAUCGCCUUUUUAGGAAUUUUACAUUGAUAUAAGGUAUAUUUUGGUUUAAAUGUAUAUCUAUAUGUUGAAUCGGAGUUUCUUUUAAGAAGUACCCUAGAAAUAUAUAAAUGUAAGUGAAAAAGAAGGAAUGUAUGAAGUAUUAUUGUAAGUAGUCUAGCUGUAAAUUUUGUAAUGCGUAAAAUAAUGACGUGUAACGUAAAAAUCAAUCUUAACAAAUGCUAAAUAGAAACAAUGUUACAGUAAA